AUGGCAAGUGGAAAUAGUUCAGUUUCAACUGAUCCAAAUGAUGCGGACAUCCAACGUAUGGUAAGUUUAUAUAAGUGACUUACAUUUUUCAUGAUCACUCUAUUUUAGUAAUAUCAAUUACCAAAUAAAAAAAAAAAAGACAUAAGUCUAGCCGAUUUUCUAAGCAAUGAGAUAAUCAUUGGCCUAGGAGACAAAUGGUAAUAUUUUGUAUUGAAGGAUAAAAAGGACUGGACCAAUGCAUUAAUCUCAAUUCAGUUACAUUAGGUUGCAUGAUGGAUGUUUUCAUGGUUGAAGAAUUUUAAAGGACCACUAUAGUCACCCAGACCACUUCAGCUCAAUGGAGUGGUCUUGGUGCCAGGUUGCUCUAGUGUCAACACUGCAACUGUAAACAUAGCUGUUUCCUAGCCUCGAACAAAAAAAACGCUAUAGGGUCAUUAGGUCCACCCCACCCUCUGGGUCCCAUUCCUGCAGGGCACUCGGGGUUAAAACCCCUUCAGCCACUUAACUUUCUCCAGCACUGUGCUCCCUCGGCUACGGCAAUUGCAACGCAAGCAUUCUAAACACACAUGGUAAAGCAUUACUCAAUGCUUACGUAUUGACAUGCAGCAUCUUAUCACUGGCAUUGAGUAAUGCUUUCCUAUGGGCGGUUUGAAUGCGUGCACUGCAGUUGCCGCGCAGGCGCAUUCGGCAAUGAUGUCAGUAGGAGGAGUGUUCACCAUCACCGAGGGAGCGCGGUGCUGGAGAAAGAAAAGUGCCUGAAGGGGUUUUAACCCCGAGUGCCCUGCUGGAGUGGGACCCUGAGGGUGGGGUGGACCUAAUGGCCCUAUAUUGACAAGAAAACCUUUUUUUUUUUAAAAACACUAUUGUGGUCCUCUAACUGUUAUCAUUUAUUCAAUACCGACUAGGAUUCAUACAAAUGUUAUUGUGUUUAUGAAGAUCUAAUACAUAUUAAAAAAAAAACUACUACAUAUAUUUAUAGCUGUCAGAAUAUUUUGAGGACCGUCAUCGACAUGCAGUUGAUCCAGAUAUUUUAAAUAGUAUGGACUGGGAUCCACCUGCACAGCAAGUGAUUAAUGACGAAAAUACGCAAGCUUCACCAACAAGAGUAGGAACAUCGGAAUGGUGUCUGUGUGGCAAUUGUAUGCCAAUGCAAAGUGAGGAAGAAAGUCUAUGCUGCAGGGAGAUAGAGAACAUUGUCGAUAUGUUGAAUGAACAACAGAAUUGCAUUUGCAAUCUUCCAUAUCUACGUGAGCAAUUAUCUUCACGGGAACACGUGCUGUCUCUAUACCGUUAUGGUCUCAGCUAUGUAAAAUCCGCUAGAUUCCGUUCUCCGGAACAAAUGCAGGAAAGGUGAGUGUAUCAUAAAUCUAAAUACAGCGCAUUGUUCUUUAAAACGGUCAUGGAUUUAAAAAAAAAUGAAGCAAAAUUAAUCUCUAAAGGAGCACCAUAGUGACACAAUAAAAACCUUGUUUUGCUGGCACUAUAUAGUGGUUAAGUCACCCCCCAACCUCUGGUGAACAAAUCCUGCUAGUCUGAAGGGGCUAAAACAUCGUCAGCCACUAGCCUUUGUCCAGUGUUGUGCUCCCCCGGUGAUGGUGACCUCUCCUCCUCCUGCCAAUGUCCGCUACCAAUGCACAUGCGUGUCUAUAGCGUUGCGCAUUCGGUAAACAGCCUAUAGGAAAGAAUUACUCCAUGCUUGCCAUUUGAACGUCCAGCGUCUUCUCAGUCAGUUAGAAUUGUGUAAGCUCCUCUUGCGAAUGUCUGUGAGACAGCCACUAGAGGCUGGAUUAACCCUCAGUGAAACACAGCAGUUUCUAUGAAACUAUGUUUACACCGAAAUGGGUUAAAAAUAGUGGGACCUGGCACACAGACCACUCCAAGUCAAUGAAGUUGUCAGGGUGCCUGGUCCCUCUAGUUUUAACCCUGCCGCUCCAAACAUAGUGUAGGAGAAACUGCUAGCUUUCAAUGAGGUUUAAUCCAGCCUCUAGUGGCUGUCUCACUGACAGUCGCUGUUUCCUCAAUUCUCACAACGCUGGAUGUCCAUAGGAAAACAUGGAGUAAUGCGGACUCUGGCAGAAGGAGGAGAGGUCGCCAGCACAGAAUGAGCUCGGUGCUGGAGAAAGUCAAGUGUCUGAAGGUGUUUUAACCCCUUCAGCGCAUCAUGAGGGGGGGCACUGAGGCUGUGUGGGGGGGGGACACUAAUGACCCUAUAGUGCCAAGAAAACGAGAUUUUUUUUCCUGUCACUAUAGUGCUCUUUUGUUUUUAGUAUUCAAAUACUACAAUUGUUUAUGUUUAGUUUUAAUUACUUUCUAUAGUUUUUGAUGCUAAAUUUUAUAUUCAUAAUUUAAUAUUUUUUCAUUCUAUACUCCAUUGACACUCAUUUUUUGUUUGGUUAUUUAUAUGCAAUGUUAAAUGUUUCCUUUUUUUUUUUGUUCACAGUGACUACCGAAAAACUGCCUACAGGUCCUUCACAAUGUGGGUGUACGGAUACCUGGGACCCAAAAGGCGGCGUCCGAUACCCUCGUGCACAGUAAAACUGAUUAGGUCACACUUUCCUGCACCAGAUGCGAUAUACAUGGGUUUUAGAUAUGCGGAUGAUGACCCUAUAGCUGUUGAACUUGUAUAG
This is a messenger RNA of Pelobates cultripes (western spadefoot toad), 2627 nucleotides long. NCBI's taxonomy places the organism in Eukaryota, Metazoa, Chordata, Amphibia, Anura, Pelobatidae. The record is from the annotation of a GenBank genome assembly.